GCUCAUUCUGUUCAAGAACAAAAAUGUUACAUUUUGUGUUUCUGUUAUUUGGUAUUUGUAGUGUUCAAGGAUAUUUUACUUUGCCAGGAAACUGUCCGGAAAAUGUCACUCUCCAAGAGGAUUUUCGGUUGGCUUUGUUCUACGGAAAAUGGUACCAGGUGUACCACUACUCGAGCAAUGGGUUAAAUAAAAACAAUUGCUCUACAGUUGAACUAAUCACUAAACCUGAUGGAAUCUACAUCAAUCAAUCUAGGGUGGAUUUAGGUAUUUUCCAUAGGUUUAGCAUUGGGAAGAUAAAAAUUCCAACUGACAUUGAAAAUGCUGCGGAUUUGGGAGUUACUUUCACUUUUGAUGAUGCCCCUAGAAGACUAAAAACAAGGCACUAUCCGUUCCGAGUGUUGGCCACAAACAACAACUUUUACGCUACUAUAUAUACUUGCUCUUAUAGUCCCCUGGUCAAUAAACAUUUCAUAUACGUAUGGAUCUUAUCAAGAAAUCCUGUUCUCAAUGACGUUUCCAAAGAAUUGGCUAUCAAACCACUGAACGAAAUAGGCAUUGAUUCUUCAAAACUAGUCAAAGACGAAUGGACACAUUGCAACCCGAAGUACUACGACAGUACACCCGUGGAACCUUUCACCUUUAGAUACCCUGUACCUAUUUAUAAUAUUGAUUAAUAUAAUAUCGAAAUUGAAUUAAGUUGUACUUAUUUCUGUGUAUCGUUACAUCAGUCAAUGCUUAUCUAUUGUAUUUACUUUUACGUUACUGUAUCAAUAAAUGAUAAAGUAAUGCAUUUACUUUUGUAACAUCACUGUACCAUACAAUGACAAUCUAGCAUAUUUCAUUUUAUGUAUCAUAGUACUGUAGUACAGGCAGCUUGGUUUUGUAUUUAGAAUUGUAAUAAUAAUAGAGUGUUGAUGUCAGACAGACAUCAACAGGAGUUCUGGAAAAAGCUUUGAAACUGAAUACACGUAUAAAGUUUUA
Hyposmocoma kahamanoa is the source of this 981-nucleotide messenger RNA. RefSeq names its product insecticyanin-A-like. The transcript is spliced from 4 exons. Bases 24 to 674 code for a protein of 216 amino acids. The record is from RefSeq and is a predicted model, not a curated record. Gene Ontology annotation, molecular function: pigment binding. NCBI's taxonomy places the organism in Eukaryota, Metazoa, Arthropoda, Insecta, Lepidoptera, Cosmopterigidae.